Messenger RNA from Pelagomonas calceolata, 3347 nucleotides. The record is from the annotation of a GenBank genome assembly. Lineage: Eukaryota; Pelagophyceae; Pelagomonadales; Pelagomonadaceae.
CCGGUGUGCUCGUUACGGGCCAAUCCGCGCUGCGUGCGCGGCACCGACCAUCGCAUUGAUACGCGUAGCUUCGUUCGACGGAUCACAAACCAAAAUCGUGUGGCAGUCGUAACGGGGCAGCCGUUCGAGGUCUGGGGCUGCCAUAAACAGCCCAACCUAAGGUCGAAGGAUGCCCGAGAGCAGCCAGCUCGAGCGCGACGACGUCGCGGCCUGGACGGCCGCGCGCGACGCCGUGAUAGCCGACCGCCACUGCUGGGACCGCGAAGCGUUACAAAGUGAACACGCCCGGAAAGCUUAUGCGGCGGACGCCUUGCGAUGGAAGAAGCAGCAGGAGCGGCCCCCCUCGGACCAGAUGAUCACGGCCGCCGUCGUUUCCUCAAAAGCACUGCUGGGCCAAAUCGUCCAGGAGGAGCUGCCCGAGCGGCUGCUGCGGAAGCCGCCCGUCAAGUACAUCCACGCGAUCUUCGUCGCCGUGAGAAGCGCCACGGGGCUUGGAGCGGGCUUAUUUGACGAGAACCAGCACAUCGAGGAAGAGCUAAGGGGCAACGAGCGGCACCGGCACGCGGAGCGGGCGCCGCAGACGCGCGCCGAGAAGACGAAAUUUCUGGUCAACCUCGUGGCUUGUGUGUCGCAAAUAUUGGACGAGACGUGGAUCGCAGCCAGGUGCGCGCCAAAUCCCAUUAUCUCGGGAGAAGACGCGCUCGGGGCGAAUUUUUUAUUACAAAAUCUCGCGAGGGCCGCCCUGCGCGGCCAGAAGGCCUCGGAGCGCGCCGUGAAGCGUGUCAAGAGGAUCGGCGAGCAGGAGCUGUACGGGCGGAGCAUCGCGAUACGGCGCGCGGUGGUCAAGUCGCAAGCAAAAUGUAGAGGAGACACGUGUCGACGACGACGGUUGGUCAUAAGGCCGCGGCCUGAUAGUCCGCCGGCCGAGGCGCCGCCCAAGCGAGUUUUUGUUAGAGACACGCGGGAACAGGACGCCGCCGACACGGCGAUCAGCAAGGCCAUGCGCAUGCGGAAUUUGUUAAGAGAUGCUGCGUUAGCCGCCGAGACGGCGCACAACGCCCAGGCCUUCCUCAAGGAGCUCGAGACCGCCCGCAAAUUACAAAGAGAAUGUAGAAAGAAGCUCUCAGCGUUAGAUGCGCGGAAGAAGCACCUCGAGGUCCAGGAGGUGUUGUUAGCCGACAAAGAUGAACAAAUAAGGAAAAGAGAAACACGGGCGAAAAGACUCACUGAUAGGGCCCAGCGCGAACUGAAAAAGCUCGAAAAACAAAAACAGGACUGGGAGGAGAUGACGGCGACCGUCCGCGAGAAGAAUAGCAUCGACUCCGACGGGAAUUCGACGAUCGCUUCCGUCCAAACGUUUCAAUCUAGAACGUCGACGUUCCAGCGGGGGGCGUCCGUCGAUUCGCGCGCUUCUUCCAAGUCGAAGACGAGCGUCUCGGGCACGGGCGCGCAGUACGCGCGGGCGGCCCGGUUACGGGCGAAGAAGCGGCAACGUAAAAAAAUGAACCAAGAGAUCAAGCUGCAGGGCGAUUUGGACAUCGCGCGGGACGCCUUGACCCAGACGCCGUCGGGCGAAAUUAAUAGAGCGAUGCGCGCGCUGGGCGGCGCGCGCGGCGUCUUCGGCGAAUUUCUGCGGGAGCAGCUCGUCGAGGUGCGCGACGAGAUCGCGCGCAUGCCCGAGGAGGCGAUGCGGCCGCGCGCGGCGCCGACGCGCGACGACCGCGGGGCGCCGGCCAUGGCGUUCCCGCUGCCGCUCAAGGCGCCGCCGUCGUCGGAGUACGUCCUGCCGAUGGACGGCUUCGCGCCGCCGGCGGAUUUGGGAUUGGCGUCCGUCGCGCGGCUCGCGCGGACGCCGGAAGUGCCGAAGCAGCGGACGACCCAGCGGCGGCAGUCGUUGCACGACGCCUUCGCGCCGCCGCGGGCCUACGUUAAGGAAGAGCACGAGCUCGCGAUGAAGGGGCUGGACGGCGUCGAGCCGCCGCGGCCGGACGCCGAGGAGCGGCCGCCGGCGAUGGGGCUCGACGGCUUCGAGCCGCCGCGGCCGGACGCGGAGGAGCGGCCGCCGGCCAUGGGUCUGGACGGGUUCGAGCCGCCGGCCGACGACGACGCGCCGUCGACGGCGGCGCCGCCCGAGUCGCCGAAUCGCCCCGAGCACGCGGUGCACGCCGACCACGUCGAAGACGGCCGCGUCCUCGUCCACCACGACACUGAAAAUAAUUACGGCGGCGACGACAGCGAGGACGACUACGCCGAAGACGACUUCGACGACGUCUUCGACGACGUCUUCGACGCCGAGGACAUCGCCGCGGACGAGGCCGCGGCCGAUGAGCCGGCGGAGCCGGCGCAGGAGACGCCGGCCGCGGGCCUCCGGACCGCGGAGCCCGUGGAGCCGGCUCCGCGGGGAAGCAUUAGCGGGGAAGGCGUGUGCUUUGAAGGCCAAGAGCCCGCAACGAAGGAGAGCGCGGCCUACUGGCGGCAGCGCAAGAUGCACGAGCCCGACGCGAAGCCCGGGUCCCGGAGCGACCUCCGCAAAAUCGUGGCGCGGCGAGGUCACGUCCCCCUGGAAGACACGGAGAUGAGCCUCGAGGCCGGCGCGGCCGUCGUCGUCCUGAAGAGCGAGCUCUCCGACGAGCCGGGCUGGAUCUUCGCGACGAGGGGCAACGACGAGUGUGGCUACGUGCCGCGCACCUACCUGCUGCGCGACAGCUCGCCAACGAAGAAACCUCUGGACCGCCAACGUGUGGUGGACAUCUGGACCGCGGAGCCCGAGGUCCCGGGCUACGCCGACGGCGCCGCCGACGAGGCCCGGGCGUUCCUGGAGCAGGCGCGCGCGCGGCGCGGCGUGCGCGACGUCUUCCGCGAGGACGAGCCCAAAAAAGACGAGGCCGAGGCGCGCGCGGCCGAGGCGGGGAAGUUGCGCGACGCGGUCGCGCAGCUGGGCGACUCCGAGUCGGCGCCGUCGACGGCCGCCGCGGUGGAAGGCAUCGACGACGACGCGUCGUUCACCCAACACAUCGCCGACGAGGCGAAUGCGUCGGAGGACGAGAACCCGGCCUGGGACUCGUCGGACUACUCGUCCGGCGAUUUUGAUUAUCCCGUGGACCCGAGCACGGCGGGGAACUCGCCCGCGCGGCAGCGUCUACGGAGCGGCCCGGGGCUAGGGGACGGCGACGUCGCGUCGCCGCCGGCGCGCAACGACGACGACGACUGGUUCGCGGCCGAGGAGCCGCCCAAAAAGCCAGCGCCCAAGGAAGUCGCCGGCUACCUGUCGAAGUUCGACGCGGACUUUGAAAGAGCCAUGGCGAAGCACCGGCGGCACCUUUGAGUAAUCCUACUAGUAGUGUUAC